AUUUGAGAUGUUUGCACUGCAGAGAGGCACAUAUCAAAACAAGCUUGACUUUCAACUUUUGAAGAAUGGCAGGCAAAAUCCUUUUGCCUGUACUGCUUCUGUUGUUUAUAAAUGGAGUUCAAACUCAAACCACAAUUAUAGGUGGGAUGACCACUCAGAAUCCAGGACCCCUCUACCCAAUUGGUGGAACGACAAGCUCUCGAUCCGAUGAUGGAAGCUCCCCACAAAUUCCGCUGCUUCAAAACUUUAACUAUUUUGGCCAGUCUUACUCUCAGAUUUAUGUGAACCACAAUGGACAUCUGACCUUUGAUGCCCCAUGGUCAAGCUAUUCUCCUCAACAAUUUCCACUAUAUGGAAACAGAGACAUCAUUGCUCCAUUCUGGACCGAUUUAGACAACAGAGGAAAUGGAAACAUCUACUAUGUUCAGUAUACCAGUGGCUCUAUUCUCCAGCAGGUUACACAGGACAUAAAUACAUACUUCCCAGCACUAAACUUUCAGGCCAGCUGGAUCCUUAUUGCAACAUGGCAUGAGGUUGCCUAUUAUCCAAUGACUGGAACACAAACAACCAUUCAGGCGGUCUUGGCUUCCAAUUGGCAGUACUCGUUUGUCCUGAUGAAUUAUGGGUCCAUAGCAGAGACAAACAGAUUAAUAGAGGCUGGAUACGAUACUGUCAGUUCCUCUCACCACUUUACCAUCCCAGGAUCAUUCUCUGCAAACGCAACCGGUCCCAACUCUGUAUUAAGUCUCAAUAGCAACGUCAAUAUACCUGGACGCUGGGCUUUCCGUGUAGAUCAUGGUUUAACGGGCUGCACUUUCAAUGGUCAACCUGUACAAAUUGGUGACUCUUUCUGGAGUGACAGCACUUGUGCACAGAGGUGUACCUGCACCAGAGCAGGGCUGCAGUGCUCCAGUGACCCCUGCUCCUUUUCCCAAAUUUGUCGGCCAGCUUCCUUUCAAUACUCUUGCCAGACAGUGCAAAGACGUACCUGCACCAUCAGCGGGGAUCCACAUUACUACACCUUUGACAACUCAGUGUUUCAUUUUCAGGGAACAUGUACUUAUGUUCUGUCAGAACAGUGUCAGAAUGAACUGCCCUACUAUAGAGUGGAGGGCAAGAACGAGCAUCGUGGCAGCACUCAUGUUUCAUGGACACGACUGGUCAAGGUCUUUGUCUAUAAUGAAACUAUCGAACUUGUUAAAGGUCAUCAUGGUGUGGCUAAGGUUAAUGGAAACUUUGCCACAGCUCCCUUUUCCCUCAGAAAUGGCACUGUCCAGGUUUAUCAAUCAGGUUUUUCUCUGACCGUCAGCACUGACUUUGGUGUGAUGGUGUCUUAUGACAUGAAUAGCUAUGUCCGGAUCAGUGUGCCCUACACGUACCAGAAUAACACCUGUGGGCUAUGUGGAAACUUCUGCCCCCUCCCCAAUCAGGAGAGCUGUGUCUGUGAUUCAGGCUACGUCCUGAGUGGUGGUGUCUGUGUCCCUCAUGCUGAGUGUGGCUGCAGCUUUGAGGGUCAGUACUACCGCUCAGGAGAAACUGUCAUAUUGGAUGCAGACUGUGGGAGGCGCUGUAGUUGUAGCUAUGGCUCCAUGAGCUGCAGCCCUCACAGCUGUGGUCAACAUGAGUCCUGUAGAGUGGAGGAUGGAGAAAGAGGUUGCAAACCAAACAGCUUCUCAACAUGUUGGAUAAGAGGCCCAGGAUCAUAUCAAACAUUUGAUGGGCUGAUGUACCAGUACCCUGGAGCAUGUCGCUUGACACUUGCUAAUGUCAUUGAAUCUUCAAACCACUCACACUUCAUGGUAACCAUGGAAAAAGUUCCAACAGGGGUACAAAGUUUUUCCAGGGCUCUAAAAUUUGAGGCAGAGGGAACACACGUUUCCAUUGAGCUGUCAAGUAGUGGCCAUGUUCAGGUUGAUGGUCAGCUGACUAGACUGCCCUUCAGCUCUGGGUCCAACAGAAUCCGCAUCUUCCAAAGCAGCACUCAGAGCAUCAUCCUUCGUACAGCCUUUGGUGUAACUGUGCAGACCGCCCUGCCUCACUUUGUGGGUAUCACUGCACCAAGUGUCUACAAUGGGUUAUUAGGUGGAAUUUGUGGGAAUUACAACGAUAACCAGCAUGAUGAUUUCCGCAAUUCCAAUGGCACUCUGGUCAGUGAUUCUCAGGUGUUUGGGAACAGUUGGCGAGCUGGAUCCCUGGCAGAUUACUGUUGUGAUGAUGGGUUUGUUCUGAAUGGUAACCAGUGUGUCCAACCAACAUCAUGCGGAUGUUAUCAUGAAGGGCGCUAUCGGCAAGCUGGUGAACAGUUCUGGGAUGGUGAAGAAUGUCAGAACUUUUGCACCUGUAAUGGUGUUACUGGUGUAGUCCAGUGUUCCCCCAACACAUGUGGACCUCAGGAGUCCUGCCGUGUUGUUGAGGGUGAAUUUGGCUGCCAUCCCAACCCUCGUGGCAUCUGCUCUGCUUCUGGAGACCCUCACUACCUCACCUUUGAUGGCAAGGCCUAUGACUUCCAGGGAACCUGCCACUAUGUUCUGGCAACAGUCUGCAAUGAAACUGAAGGUGUUAAACACUUUUCUGUGCAAGCAAAGAAUGAACCAUGGUUUGGGUCGCCAGUUUCUAUCACGGCUGAAGUUUUUGUUGAUCUAUUGGGCUAUCAAGUGCGCAUGUCAAGAAACAACAGGGGAACAGUGGAGGUAAAUGGAAUCACCAGAAACCUGCCCAUUGUCUUCAAUGGAAGCCUUUCUAUUUUUGGAAGUGGAUCCCAAACAUUUGUCAAUGCAGACUUUGGACUGAGCGUCAUGUAUGAUGGAAGUAGCACAGUGUCCAUUAAUGUGCCCCCAAUCUACAGAGGAAAUACAUGCGGUCUUUGUGGAAACUUCAAUGGAGAUCGAAAUGAUGACUUCCACUCCCCAAGUGGAGCACUGGUCAACACUCCAGAUGCUUUUGGAGCAGCCUGGAAGGUUCCUGGGAACUACACCUGCAGUGAUGGCUGUGGCUCCUCAUGCCCUCAAUGUAAUGAUGACCAAUCUGCCAGAUCCCAAUGUGAGGUGAUUCAGGCAGCUGACGGCCCCUUCAGCUUCUGCCACGAGGUGGUGGAUCCGUCACCAUAUUUCACUGACUGUGUCUUUGAUGUCUGUGUGUCUGGAAAUCGAGGCAAUGAUCUUCUGUGUAGGGCUCUUGAAACAUAUGUCAGUGCCUGUCAGUCUGCUAAUGUCCAUGUCUAUCCUUGGAGACAAAACACCACCUGCAGAAUUGAGUGCCCAGCCAACAGUCAUUAUGAGCUGUGCGGAACAGAUUGUGGCCACACCUGUGCCAGCAGCAUUGAUGCCCUCUGCGACCAUGUUUGCUCUGAGGGAUGUUUCUGUGAUGAUGGUUUUUCCAGGAGUGGAAGCAGCUGUGUCCCUGUGGAAAGCUGUGGCUGCCAGUAUGAAGGCCUCUACUUCAAUGCUGGUGAGUCCUUCUGGACAGAUGGAUGCUCCCAGAGAUGUGAAUGUCAAGCACCCAAUGUCCUCAACUGCUAUCCCUCAUCAUGCACUCCUGCACAAGAAUGCUCUAUCAGAGAUGGUCAGCUGGGCUGUCAUGAUCCAAUGUCUACCUGUACUGCAUGGGGUGACCCACAUUACAACACCUUCGAUGGAGCCCUGGCUCAUUUUCAGGGAACAUGCUCUUACAUCAUUACUGAGAGCUUGAGCCAAAGCAACAAUGAAACUCACUAUAAAGUAGUGGCCACCAACAACCACAGAGGGAACAACCGUGUGUCAUUUGUGUCAUCGGCUGAUGUAUACCUCUCAAGUCCUCAAGAGAAUGUUCAUGUCAUGCUUGGACCUAACAAGAGAGUGAAGGUGAAUGGAGCUGAGGUCUCUCUUCCCACCACUGCAGGAACCUUUGGUCAGCUGAUGAGGCAGGGAAGGUUCCUAGUGUUUGAUGCUGGUGAUGUCAUAGUCCAGUUUGAUGGCCGCAGUACCUUACAUGUAAGAAUGAGCCGCCACUAUCAAAACAGAGUCACUGGAAUGUGUGGGAACUUCAACAGUGAUCCUACUGAUGACAAAGUUUUGCCCAACGGUACAUUGGCCCAAAACGACAAUCAUUUUGGCCACAGCUGGAAAUCAGAGACAAGCCAAGCAGGAUGUGGAGCCACAGAUGACAGAAGUGGUGGCGGAUUGGAUGACUGCCGCUUUAUAGAGGAAUACACGGAACUCUGCCGAGUCAUCACCAACACCAGCGGCCCAUUCAGUUCCUGCCAUCUCCACACUGACCCGCAGCCAUUUUUCACAUCAUGUGUUUAUGAUCUCUGCCUCUACACACCAGCUAAUGGAAUGCUUUGCUCAGCGGUCUCUGCUUAUGAGGAAACCUGCAACAUUUUGGGUUUAAAUAUUCCUGAUUGGCGUUCUCCUUUGAACUGUGCUGAGACAGACCCUUGCGAACAGCUGGACUGCGCAGAUUAUGAGUGGUGUGGAAAGAAAGAUGGGGUAUACGGCUGCUUCUGUGAUGAGCACCAUCAUAGACCCAACAAUGAGAGCUAUGACUCGAGCAUCCAAUGUGCCAGCAGUUCAGGCACCAUGUCAAUAUCUCGCUGUCAGCUGUUUGAAGCUGGUUUCCAUCCCACUGCUCUCCACCUCCAAGAUGCCUCCUGCAAUGGGACUCUGCAGGAAGGACGACUGAUCUUCCACUUUGACAAUGACAACCAUCUGUGUGGGACAGCUCUGAGGAGCAAUGGAACUCACUUCAUGUACGAGAACACCAUUCAGGGGAACGUGGAUCCUCAUGGAGGUCUAAUCAGCCGUCAGAGAAACCUUCAUCUGCAGUUCUGCUGUAUUUACCCUCUGGCUCAGGCACUGUCAAUGUCUGUAGGCAUCAACCCUCUAGAAAGCAUUUUGAGGAAGAAGCUUCCUAUUGGCAUCGGAUCUUAUCGUAUGAGAAUGAUCCCCUACGAGGAUGAAGACUUCCGCUAUCCCCUUAGUACUAACAGAAACAUAGAAAUGGAAGUUGAUGAAAUGUUUUAUGUGGAAGUGAGAACAGAAGGAGUGGAUCAGCGCCAGUUUGCCACCGUUCUGGACUCUUGCUGGGGCACGCCAGUCAAUCAGGCCAACUACCCUGUUCGCUGGAAUCUCAUUGUUUCACAGUGUCCUAAUCCAGAAGAUGGAACAGUAGAGGCGAUUCAAAAUGGUGUCUCCACUGUGGCACGUUUCUCCUUCAGGAUGUUCACCUUUACCAACCACACAGAGAUGUUCUUGCAUUGUAGUGUCCACUUGUGUCUUCUGAGAAACAACAACUGUGCACCUCACUGCUAUCCAGGACACCACACCCGAUUCCGAAGGGACAUAUCUUACCAUGACUCAGGAGCUCUAUCCCUUGGGCCACUAGUCCUUAAGGCACAUCAGAAGACUGGUGUUUCUUCGAUAGGAUCAAAAAUCCAAAGAAAUGGGGCUUCAGUCUGUCUGACAUCAAUUGUUACACUGAUUGUUAGUUUAUUAAUGGCAAGAAUCUUGGUGAAUUGAGAUCAAAAGAGAAUCGUACUUUCAAAUCUGGUAGAAUAUUGUUACUUAUGGUUGAUGUUGGUCUACGGUGUUUUGGGUUUCUUGUUUGUACUCAUAAUUAAAUUAAAAUAGAGGAACUUUUAUAGGUAGAAAUUCAGUUUAUUUGCUUUGCAUCUUUAAUAAUUUUGUCAAAUCAAUAUUACACAAAGACAUGCACAAAAAUUAAAUACUCAGACAUGCUGGUGUACAUGAGGUAAAAUGCAUUUAUAAAUUCUAGGUACCUAAAGCACAAAAAAUGUAUGGUUGGAAUGGGUGGUGUAAACCACUGGAGGUAUUAAUAUAAUUUUAAGUGUGGUCUUGUUUAUAGCAUUACUUAUUGGUAUCAGAGAAUCAAAACUAUUACUUUGUUGUGUAUUUUAUAUAUACAUGUACAACUAUCUACGGAAAAUAUCUAAAAAUGUCAAACUUUCAUUCAAUAUCUAUAUUCUGUUUACGAAUUUUUUGGGUGCAGGGAGAUAUAUCUGCUUGAUUAUUAAAUAAAUUAAUAAAGGUAUUUAAAUAUAUUUGAUUAACUAGCUUUAAUCCUUUUUCUUUUUUAUAAAAGCCUAAUAAAACUGUAUGGUUUGUGUGUUACAUGUUCUUUAUUAUAUACU
This is a messenger RNA of Cyprinodon variegatus (sheepshead minnow), 6127 nucleotides long. Its product is annotated as alpha-tectorin-like. The transcript is spliced from 26 exons. Gene Ontology annotation, molecular function: protein binding. The record is from RefSeq and is a predicted model, not a curated record. Lineage: Eukaryota; Metazoa; Chordata; Actinopteri; Cyprinodontiformes; Cyprinodontidae. The coding region runs from base 66 to 5495 and encodes 1809 amino acids. Gene Ontology annotation, biological process: cell-matrix adhesion.